This is a messenger RNA of Triplophysa dalaica, 1662 nucleotides long. RefSeq names its product cilia and flagella associated protein 298 (gene cfap298). The coding region runs from base 118 to 990 and encodes 290 amino acids. The record is from RefSeq and is a predicted model, not a curated record. Gene Ontology annotation, biological process: regulation of cilium movement. The transcript is spliced from 9 exons. Lineage: Eukaryota; Metazoa; Chordata; Actinopteri; Cypriniformes; Nemacheilidae.
GCAACUUCCGGUAGUUGUACGGCUGCAGCUCGACUGGUGUCGCUGCCUUCUCUUCACUCCUGACCAUUCUAUUGACGUACCAACUACAAUAUUCCAGGGCCACAAACGAAGUGAAUCAUGGUUCAACUGCACGUCAAACGGGGAGAUGAGAGUCAGUUUCUCUUUAACACAACGGUGGAUGUACAUGUGGACAGUCUCACCCUACAUGUCGCUGCGAUCUAUAAUGGAAGGUUAAAGGUGGAAAGAAUCUGCUCAGAAAUUUCAGAGCUGGCAGAUCACGGCAUCUCUCUUCCACCGAACAUGCAAGGACUGACCGAGGAUCAAAUCAUUGAGCUGAAACUGCAGGAUGAAUGGCAGGAACUCUGCCAUCCCAGUGGUGGUGCUGACUUCAAGAAAGAUGAGAUCGGACGGCGAAAUGGACAUGCUCCUAAUGUAAAGAUGACAGAUGUUUUAAGGAAAACAAUAGAGGAGGCCAAAGCUUUAAUCUCAAAAAAACAAGUAGAAGCGAGUGUUUGUCUUACAAUGGACAUGGUCAAAGAGGCUCUUGAACAAUUGCGAGGAGCCGUGAUGAUAGUCUACCCAAUGGGACUGCCCCCACAUGAUCCAAUAAGGAUGGAGUUUGAAAAUCAAGAAGAUCUGACUGGAAUGCAGGCGUCUUUACAGGUGAUCCCAGAUGAAGAGGCUCAACUGUGGUGGGCAUCUAAAGAACUUCAGAAGGGCAAGAAACUGCAGGAUUACAUUGGGAAAAAUGAGAAAACUAAAAUAGUAGUGAAAAUACAAAAAAGGGGUCAGGGGGCACCAGCACGCGAGCCACUGGUGAGUGAAGAGGGGCAAAAGAAUAUGAUGAUGCACUACUACAAAAGACAGGAAGAACUCAAAAAACUGGAUGAGGCAGAUGACGACACGUAUCUACAGUCAGAAUGGUCGGACAGACAAGCUUUAAAAAGACAGUUCCAGGGGCUCACAAAUAUCAAAUGGGGCCCAAGGUAGAUUGACAGAGAAUGUUUCAGCUUAAUCUUUCGGAUGAUACAAUGUGAAGUGCUUCAUAGUGACAAAUAUUUCCCACAAAUUUAGAUUCAAAACAGAUUUAUUUUAAAAGAUUUUACUGCUGCCCUUUAUAUGCAUUUUUCAAAUGAACUCUUACAAAACUCUUUCAUUUAAAGCGAAUGUAUUUGUGUAUUUAUGUGCUAUCCAAAGUGUGACACAUUCAGAUUUCUCAGUUCUGAUGCUUUGGGAGAAGGAUGCAACACCUUUCCUCUCUUUGUCUAUGCCUCUGGCAGUUACUCAAUUGAAACUCAAUGCUGUUUAAAGGCAGGAUAUUGCUGCACGGCUCUCAGGAUCAGUGUGGCUGUGCGAGUUCAUUCAGAGAGCGUUAUGAAAAGUCACACAACACUGUGGUUCCCUCAAGGCCUUACAAGACAUGUUACAGUAAAUAGAGAUGUAGCUUUCAAAGAAUGGACUUUCUUGUUCAAAGAAACACUGAGUAGUACUGUGUAAUAAAUAAACAUCUGAUUCAUUUUUCAAAUCCAUGUUUAUGAUUUUAAUCUACAGUGUAAACCACCUUCGUGAUUUUCUUGUAACUUCCAUUUUAAAUGUAAUACUGAUUUUACAAAUAUUUGUGCAUCAUAUAAGUUCUAUAAAAGCAAUAAUUUAUGAAAUAAA